This is a messenger RNA of Zygosaccharomyces rouxii, 261 nucleotides long. RefSeq lists its product as uncharacterized. The record is from RefSeq and is a predicted model, not a curated record. Bases 1 to 261 code for a protein of 86 amino acids. The transcript has a single exon. NCBI's taxonomy places the organism in Eukaryota, Fungi, Ascomycota, Saccharomycetes, Saccharomycetales, Saccharomycetaceae.
AUGUCAAUUAGAAGUGAAUCAUUCAAUACAACAACAAUGCCAACUGAUGCAAAUGAAGAAGAAUCUCAAUCAACUUUAUCCUGGCUCUUUGGUAGUAUUGUUUCCGGCGUUAAAAGCUUCAAUGAUACGCUGACGGAUUUUGUCAAGACUAUUGAUGUCGUGGACGCUGAUACCGAUACUGACGCGGAGGAGGAUGAUGAUUCAAACGAUGCUCCUAGUUCUACGAAGAAGCAAGAAAAUCUGGUACAACCACAUACCUAA